Messenger RNA from Striga asiatica, 1288 nucleotides. The record is from the annotation of a GenBank genome assembly. NCBI's taxonomy places the organism in Eukaryota, Viridiplantae, Streptophyta, Magnoliopsida, Lamiales, Orobanchaceae.
AUGAAGUCGGCGCCCCGGACCCAGGUCUCCUUGGAGACCUCCAUUGAUAGCUUGGGCUCGCACAUCAUCAGCAGCAGGCAAUCGGGCAGCACUUGCUUCCGCUCUUCUUCUUCUUCUUCUUCAUGUUCUUCCUUACUGUUUUCUAAUUGCUCGCUGUUUACGAGUGUACCUAUUAGCAAGAGCAGCCAUUUUGGUGGGAUCAGAUCUACACCUCAUAAGCAAAAGCGCAUUCUUCGGAGGUAUAGAAAUGCUCACUCUCCCCCUUUCUUCUUUCCCUUCUUCAUCUUCAACCUCCAAACUCCGCCCUCUAACCUCAAUUCUUCCAUUCCUAACCUCAAUAUUAUCAAACACAUGCUGCCUCCUGCAAUUCCACACACACAUACUCUCCUCCGCCGCCGCCGUCUCCGACGCCGCCGCGUCUCCGCAGCCGGACAUGGCCUCAAUCUCCCUCCGCCGCCCACCGCCGCACACCAGGCAUCUCCCCAAAACCGCCCCACUUUCUUCCCAACACUCAUUACCAUCAUUACAACAACAACAACAGCAUCCGCUCUUGGUGAUUCGACAAUGGCUACAACAGCAGGGGAACAACAAACAGGUGAACUCGGAGCCGAAGGCGCGCAUUGCGGACGCCGGCAGGUGGACCCACCUCUGGUUCUUACGCUCUUCCUGCAGCUGCUCCGCCCUCCGGAAGCUCGCCUCCCCCGUCCGCCGCUGAGAGAGGCUCCGGCGGUGCUGCCUCCCUCUCCUCUUCGAUUUCACCCUCACCUGCCCGAUGCAGGUUACUUUGGGGGAGGACGGCUCGGGGUUGUCGGCGGUGGAUGGGCCGCCGCUUCUGGAGCGGCGGCGGAGGAAGAAGAAGGAGGCAGCUCGGCCGUUGGGGUUGAGGAAGGAUUUGGAGAGUUUCAUUUCAUGUGGUGGAUGGGAUGGGAUGGAAUGGAAGGGACAGGGACAGUGUUGAUAAUGGAGGAGCUCUUGAUCCGUCGCAGCUCAAGAACGCCGGUCUCGAGGGCUGCACGCUGCCGCCCAAGUUUAUUACAGAAUCAUUCCCUGCGAGUUGUGCCCGCCAUCAAAUCGGUCGGCGAAGACAAUACUGUGGGCCUCUACAGAGUGGUGUUGUCGGGGCCUCUUGCUGGAGUAUUAGCGGCAAUCGACGAAGCUGCAAUGGAGGGGAAGUAGUGGAGGACGGCAGCCAUAUCAUGAUGCAGUCGGCUAAGACACGACGACGGGCUACUAUGUGUGUGUGUGUGUGUGUAAUGUUGUUUUAGGUGUAAAUGAGAGAGAGUGUGAG